This is a messenger RNA of Pyrenophora tritici-repentis Pt-1C-BFP, 456 nucleotides long. The record is from RefSeq and is a predicted model, not a curated record. NCBI's taxonomy places the organism in Eukaryota, Fungi, Ascomycota, Dothideomycetes, Pleosporales, Pleosporaceae.
AUGGACAAGGUACGAGGGCUUGUAUGCACGCAGGCACAGACACGCGACCAAGAUGAUGAGAGGCAUGGUUUUCCGCGCGGUUCCGCCGACGCUAAGCGGUGGGAGCAGAAGCAUGACAACAAACAGCCAUCCUGGGGAAACAUCAUUUGUGGCGUGGUGAUAUUCAGGACGGGCACUUGGCUGGAGCGGGGAAAAGCAAAGGGAAGGAAAGAGAAGGACGACAAGAAAAGAAAGGCACAAGGCCAAGACUGUUGGAUGCCGAGUUUGCACGUGAUCUCGGGCGGCUUGGAAGCGAAAGGGGCUGUUCCAGCCAAGUACAUACAUACACCUCGUGAUGAGGUGACAAAGAAUAAGUUUCUCGGCAGCUUGAACAGUCGAAAGGCGGCGAAGCGUACGUCUUCUGCAAAGGACAUGCGUACCACACGCGCGUAUCCCGCGAGCCGUGCCGAGUUUUAA